Callithrix jacchus (white-tufted-ear marmoset) is the source of this 2831-nucleotide messenger RNA. It is a transcript of the gene TNFSF18, whose product is annotated as TNF superfamily member 18. NCBI's taxonomy places the organism in Eukaryota, Metazoa, Chordata, Mammalia, Primates, Cebidae. Gene Ontology annotation, biological process: tumor necrosis factor-mediated signaling pathway; regulation of T cell proliferation; T cell proliferation involved in immune response. Gene Ontology annotation, cellular component: cell surface. The record is from RefSeq and is a predicted model, not a curated record. Gene Ontology annotation, molecular function: tumor necrosis factor receptor superfamily binding.
AUGUUCUUAGUUUGUGUUGGCUUACAGCCUUCCGUUCCUUUUGUUGUGUUUGACCUGGUGCCAAAUGAGAGUCAGCACUUAGCUUAUAAAGUAUCAUUUUCUAAAACAGCAACAGAAGGAAAACUCCGCCUUCCACACCCACGACUCAUUACCAUAGUUCUACAAAGCAUGGCCUUGCAUCAUUUAUCCAUCACUUGUGAAUUUCUGUUUUCUACAGCUCUCAUUUCUCCAAAAAUGUGUUUGAGCCACUUGGAAAAUAUGCAUUUAAGCCAUUCAAGAACUCAAGGAGCUCAGAGAUUAUCCUGGAAGCUGUGGCUCUUUUGCUCAGUAGUUGUGUUGCUAUUUCUUUGCUCCAUCAGUUCGCUAAUCUUUGUUUUUCUCCAACAAGAGCAGACUGCUAAAGAGCCCUGUAUGGCUAAGUUUGGACCAUUACCCUCAAAAUGGCAAAUGGCACCUUCUGAACCUCCUUGCGUGAAUGAGGUGUCUGACUGGAAGCUGGAGAUACUUCAGAAUGGCUUAUAUUUAAUUUAUGGCCAAGUGGCUCCCAAUGCAAACUACAAUGAUGUAGCUCCUUUCGAGGUGCGGCUGUAUAAAAACAAAGACAUGAUACAAAAUCUAACAAACAAAUCUAACAUCCAAAAUGUAGGAGGGACUUAUGAAUUGCAUACUGGGGAUAUCAUAAACUUGAUAUUCAACUCUGAGCAUCAGGUUCUAAAAAAUAAUACAUACUGGGGUAUCCUUUUACUAGCAAAUCCCCACUUCAUUUCCUAGAGGCUUGAUUUGAUCUCAUUCUCUUCAGCACAUGCAGAGGUGCCAGUGGGUGGACUGGAGGGAGAAGAUUUUCAAUUUCUCGAGUUUGGCUGUCUACAAAAAUCACAAACUGAACUCCUCUGGAUGUGAAUUUUCAUCUAUCAUGCUUAUCCGAAAAAGACUCAGAGGAAGAGCCAAAGACUUUUGAUUGGAUCUACAGAGAUACUUCAUUAAUCCAUGAUAGAAUGAAUAUGGAUGACAGAGAACAGGUGCUUUCAAAGAAUCUUGUCUAAUUCUUGAAUUCAUGAGUGGAAAAAUAGAGUUCUGUUCCCAUGGAAGCUUUACUUGAUAUGCAAAAAGGAUCUGGGGCAGUAGCCUGGCUUUGUUCUCAUAUUCUUGGGCUGCUCUAAUUAAUUCUUCUCGUACUCCCAUCUUCUGACACCUUCCCAAUAAAAAGUAGACUGAUAGGAUGGCACAGAUAUGCCUACCCUACCCUACUUUAGAUGUGAUGGUAGAAGAUAAAGAACAUUUUGAGAACUACUGGAUAGAGGUACAAGUGACAUAAAAUGGAAUGUACGUUAUCUGGAAAUUUCUCUUGGUUUUGUCUUACUCAGGAUGCAGGGUGCUUUAAAAAGCCUUGUCAAAGGAGUCAUUCUGAACCUUCAUGUAGGGCUUUGUGAGAACUUACUGUUUGAGUGUGUUUCUAAACACUGCUAAUUGUAAAGAAAGAGUAAUCAUUAGUAAUCAUUAGAUUUAACCCCAGAAAUGGUAUUAUCAUUACUACAUUAUGUCAUGUAAUGAUUUAGUAUUUUUAGCUAGCUUUCCAUAAUUUGCAAAGUGAUUUCGUAUAUCAGGUAGCAAGUCUAUGAAGUUAAUUGGGCAGGCACUUGGGAGGAAAUUUUAGCAAUGAGAAUAUGGAAGCAUAGCAUAGCCAACUUGCCUCAACUCAUAAGACAAGUGACUACGAGAGGCAAUGGGUUUUCCACUACAUUGCACUGUCUCAGCUUUAGAAUUGUUGCUUCUGCUAUCAUGUUAUAAGACUCUAAAAUUUAGCAAAGUCACCUUAGCCCAAGCUGAGCAGAGUGAAGCUACAACAGAUCUUUCCUUUACCAGCAAAGUUUUUUUUUUUUUCCUGCCUAAAUCAGGGAGAUCAUGGGUGCUGCUCAGGCCUUACCCCAACCAAAUCCCCUUCUUCACUUUGCAGAGCCCAUCUUAGUGAAAUGUGCUAACUUCUAAAAAUAAUAAAUAGGACUUAAUUCAAAAUGUUUGGACUCUUAAAUUACCUACAUGCAGGUUCUUGUUGAAAGGUAUAUAUUACAUUGUAAACAAAUUUAAAAUAUUUAUGGGUAUUUGUGAAAAGCUGCAUUAUGUUAAAUAAUAUAUGUAAAGCUAUUUAAAAAAAUUUUUUAUUUUAUGUAACAAAAAUUGCAAAGGAACAUGCUAAGCCUGAGGCUAAGUUUUUAAAAAACACUGUUGAGUAACUAAAGGGCCAAAGACUUGGAGAGCUUGUUUCUGUUGCAUUUGCAUAUCUUCUCAGGAAAUUAAAGUGUGUCAUAUAUAUAUUCAUGUAUAUACCUGUAUAAAAUCUUGGUGUUCUUGAUUUUUGUUGUAUAUAAGCAAUGUGUGCUGGAGUGGGCUGGUGCUAGUUGAUAAGCACAUAUUAUUAAAUUUUCAUGAAUUUUGCACUCUGAUUAUUAAUUAUCACCACUCUUGAAAUUGGCUAUGUGGGAGUAUUUAUACCACGUGAAUUGGCAAACACUACACAUUUUCCUUUUGGACAGCUGGUUCACCAGCACACCGCUGUGAAACUCUCCUUAAUGACUCCUCUCUGUUCCCACUUCAUUUCUGGGACAAUCAUGGCAGACUAAGGGAGAAAAGAAAAUUGUCAGGUUGACAUACUGGUGGUUUCUCAGGGCAAGCAGAGGUUACCACAGCUGCAGCUGGAGGAAUGACUACCAACUGGUGGUCUUUAAAUUUUCCUGAUGUAUAAUUUCAGCCUUUGUUUUCAAUGUAUACUGUUUUCCUGUUUCUCCACAUAAUAGUCUGCAUUUUAAAUCUGUAAUAAAACAUGCUGGUAAAUG